CUGCAGCGUCACACACGUAUCUGUGUGUAUGCUGGGCAGGGCGCAGACGAUGAGGGUGCUGCUUCUGCUGCUGGCGCUGUGGUCCGGUCUCGCGGGAGCGGAGAGCUGCUGACCAACAUCGAGGCGGCGGCGGGCACCUCGGUGGCGACCAGCAACGCAGGCCGCCUGUUUGCGUCUGCCGCCGCCGACAACGACACCAAGACAGUGGCCGCCAAGCUGAAGACGGAGAUCAGCGCGCUGGGCGCCACCCUGGUUGCCGCCAUCAACGCCACAGAGGAAGGGCGCACCAAGAGCGGCAGGCGGCUGCACGCCUCAUCCUCGGGCAGCGCCGCCGCGCGGCUGGGCAUCCCCGUCGGCGCCACCGCCCAGAAGAUAGUGGACUCCUUCGCCGCCUUCCUCACCCAGCCCGGCACCGUGGCAGUGAUGAAGCAGAGCGGCGUGCUGCCAAACGCCACCAGGGCUCCCGAGGGCCGGGCCAAGCUGUGCCACGACGCCAACAGGACCUCCAUGUCGGCCGCGGCCAAGAACUGCACCUGCGACCGGAAGCGGCCCUGGCCCGAGUGCUCCGCCCUGAUGUACAUAGAGGGCAAGAAAGUGUUCGAGGCAGACCUGGCCGCUCCCCGGAACCUGACCGCCGUCAAGCGGGCCGCCCGCGGCCUGCUGGACUCCCUUGAGUUUGGCGACGCCCUGGAGCGCGGCGCCCCGCACGGCCCCGCCGACGGCGGCGGGCUGGGGGAGGAGUGGUGGGGGCCGGAGGGGCUGGCAUCGCUGCGCUCGCUGGCGGCAGUCCAGGCUGGCACCAAGAAGAAGAAGCGCACGGGCUGCAAGUUUUCAGACCUGCUGGGCUUCUUCACCGAAAGGUGCGGCGGCAUCUCCUGCAAGUUCCCGCUGCCGCCCCCCGCCGGCACCUUCCUCACCCUGCAGCUCCUCAUCAACGGCUGCACGCCCACGAUCAGCGUGACUGGAGACACGAUGGAGCUGUGCGGGGCAGACGUGCAGGAGCAGGCGCAGUGCCUGACGUUCAAGCAGAGCAGGACCAACUUCAGCAUGGCCGUGGCCGUUGACGACCUGGCCACCAACAGUCACUUUGACGUGGCCCUGAAUGUCUGCCUCAAGCUCGGCACAUUCGGCAAGGUGCAGUUCAGCAUCGCUUCCACGGCCAUCAUAGCGAGCCUGGGCUCCAACAUCAAGAUGCAGUUCCACGACAACAAGGACAACACGCUCUGCAACUUCUUUCGCAACUCCACCAACACCAAGGGCUGGGACUGGUCCCUCAAGUGCCAGGACUACUGCGCCUGGGAGGCAGGCGAGCGCUGGGGCGGGUGGAGCACCCUACCGUACGCUGCUGACCCUGGAGGAUCCCGCUGCGCAGGCUCUGGCCACUUCACCCUGGAGUUUGGCCUCAACUUUCUGUUCUGGAGCCAGACCUGGACGCAGACCAUCGUGGAGAGCACGGUGCCGCAGUGCGACCCGGCUCCCUUGACCUGCAAGGCGGGGCAGUUCACGUUCAACAAGACGUGCACCAACUGCCGGAGAGGCACGUGGACCAACAACACCAUGACGUACGAAUGCUUUGAGUGCCCGUCCGGAACGUACAAUCCGGAUGAAGGUUCUGGCUCUGUCACCGAUUGCAAUCCAUGUAGCGAUGGCACGUACAACGCCCGCACUGGAGCUGGCAACAUCAUUGCCUGCUGGCCGUGCCGCAACGCCACGUACAACCCCUACCUGGGGCAGGCGGAGUGCAAGCCCUGCCAGGCGGGCACGUUUGCCCGCAAGCGCUGCACCAACUGCAUCCUCUCCAAGUGUGAGUGCAGGCUCGUCACAGGGUCUAAGAGCCAGCCCGAGGCAUGUGCGAAUGCCUGGCCUGGCUACUUUGUGAACGUGACAGGUACCACAGUGCAACGUGCUUGCCCGGUCGGCAUGGAGCAGCCAUUGGAGGGCCAGACCAACUGCACGUUCUGCAAGCCUGGCACGGCGAAUGCUGCGAAUGGCACGGCCAACUGCCCCCCCUGCGCCAACGGCACUUACACUGCUGCAACCGGCGCCACCGCGUGCACGCCGUGUGCCGCCGGCAGCUUUGCCAACGUGACGGGCCUGACCGCGUGCAUCCCCUGUCCGGUGGGCACUGCGACCAACAAGACGGGCAGGGCGCUGUGCCGCCCCUGCCCCAAGGGUCACAUAGCCUCUAAGACGGGAUCCACCAAGUGCAGCAAGUGCAAGGCGGGCACGUAUGCUCCGACCACCGGCAAAUCCACCUGCUGGACCUGCCCGAGAAACUCAGUGGCCGCAACCGAUGGCGAGGAGCAGCCGGCUGCAGCAAGCAGGCCGCGGUUCAUUGCAGCGCCGCCGGGCUGCCUUCCUGCCGGCUGUACUGACAUGUGGUGCCGCUGUGCUCCCGCCGCAUGCAGGGGCCUGGGAGUGCACAAAAUCAACACCACCGCCCGCGCUAACUGGGAGUACAAGAAGCGGACCACAAAGUUCAUGCUCCGCCGCUCUCUGCUCGGCAGCACCCGCUACUGCUGCCCGGCGGGCGUAAACCCCAACACAGACGUGUCCCAGUGCAUCAAAGCUUGACAGCGAGCUUCCGCCUGCUGGUGCCUGCUGCACUCCCCAGCAGCAAUGUGUCCUGAUGAUGUUUCGUUACAAUCUUCUGCCAAUUUUUACUUCUCUAUCCCUCUUGCCUAUGCAUCUGUGCUCAAAUUCAAGCAAAAUUAUAAACCUUGUGGCUUCCAAGAACUGUGCUUUCUUCCUGACCUCAGCUUUCUCUGCUCUGUAGCCUGUAACCGCAACUGAGUG
Messenger RNA from Chlorella variabilis, 2796 nucleotides. RefSeq lists its product as hypothetical. The record is from RefSeq and is a predicted model, not a curated record. Bases 424 to 2574 code for a protein of 716 amino acids. The transcript is spliced from 24 exons. Lineage: Eukaryota; Viridiplantae; Chlorophyta; Trebouxiophyceae; Chlorellales; Chlorellaceae.